Durusdinium trenchii is the source of this 1443-nucleotide messenger RNA. The record is from the annotation of a GenBank genome assembly. Lineage: Eukaryota; Dinophyceae; Suessiales; Symbiodiniaceae.
AUGGCUCAAGAGCGCUCAUUGCGCCAGCCCAGCUCAAUUGUCUACGUCCCACUGCUUGGCCGCUGUGCAAAGCAGACGCAGUGGUCGUUUGGUCUGCAAUUGCUACGUGACUUUCGGGCAAGGCGUGGCAAGGAUGACCUUUUCAUCUGCGGUUCCAGCAUUCAUGCGUGUGAGAAGAGUGGUCAAUGGCCACAAGCUCUUGCCUUGUUGCAACAGUUGGACUGCUGGACAUUGGAAGGCAAUGUGGUGGUCCAUGGAUCCGUACUUUCUGCCGCGACACACGGGCAGGGCUCAGAAUGGGCAUCAGCCACGGCGCUCCUUUGCGCUUUGCAAGACCAAGAGAUACAGAGCAAUGUGAUCAUCUACAGCUCCAGCAUCACUGCGACGAGUCUUGGCCAAAAAUGGCAAGAGGCUUUGCAGAUCUUCUACUCCGCCCGUGCUGCUGGCGCAGUGAACCUCAUCGUCUACAACGCAGCCAUCAGCGCAUGCGAACGCGGCAGCGACUGGCAAAGGGCCUUGUCUUUGAUGGAAGACCUGAAAGACAAAGUUCGAAUCGAUGUGAUCACCUACAACGCUGCUAUCAGCGCGUGUGAGAAGAGUCGCCAAUGGCUACGAGCACUGCAGCUAUUUGACCAAGAGGAGCUGUGCGGUUUGAAACGGAGCAUCAUCAGCUACAACGCCGCGAUCAGCGCUGCGAGCUCUGCCUGGGAGCUGGCCUUGAGUCUCUUCAGGGAUGCAGAUCAAGGUCGGUGUCAAUGUACCGUGGUGACCUACAAUGCUACUAUCAGCAGCUGUGAGCAAGGAGACCAAUGGAAGCUGGCCCUGCAGUUGCUCGAUGAGAUGGCUAAGAGGCACAUCCGCAGAUCACAAAUCUCCUUCAAUGCAGCCAUAAGUGGUCGAGCGGGUGAGCCGGGUGAGCGAGCCUGGGAAUGGUCACUAGAUGUGCUACAUCAAUCUCAAGCGGACUUCCUGCUUGGAGAUUUGAUCACUUACAACGCAUUGAUAAGUUCCUGCGAAAAACAAUGGCUGAUGGCCCUGCUGCUGCUCGGAGAUACGGAAAGGAAUCUAAACGUGAACGGCAGGAAAAACGUCAUCACCUUCAGUGCCGCAAUCAGUGCAUGUGACAAGGCAAGCCAAUGGGAAUCUGCACUUGUGUUGUUACAGGAAGCCUGCAAGAGCCAUUUACUUAAUUUGAUCACGUACAGUGCUGCGAUCAGCGCAUGUGUCAAAGGGAAACAGUGGCAACAGGCACUGCGAGUUUAUGAUGAAAUCUGCAAAGCGGGCCUUCAAGUGAAUGUGAUCGCAUACCAUGCCGGCAUUUCUGCAUGUGAACAAGGAAUGCAAAGCAAGAGAGUUUUGGAGCUUAUAGCAGAGCUCAUAGCUUUACAAGAGUCGUUUUGGAGCUAUAGCAGAGCUCACAGCCCACCGACACUCAGAGUGUGA